Messenger RNA from Symbiodinium natans, 1323 nucleotides. The record is from the annotation of a GenBank genome assembly. Lineage: Eukaryota; Dinophyceae; Suessiales; Symbiodiniaceae.
AUGGGAGAGAUGCAGACCCCUUUUCCUCAGCAGGUUAUUGUGGGCAUAUUGGUGCCGGCCGACCAGGUGAACUGUUUUCCCGGCUCGUACCAGGCGGUGCCAGCUCCCUUUUACAAGCCGGAGCAGUGUGUAUUUGUGCAGCAGCCGCAGAUACAGGGGCAGAUGCAAGGGAUGCAGCAGCUCCAGGUUCCCUUGGUCUUCCAGCCUCAGGUGUCGCCGGUGCUGCAGGUCUGCUGCGACAACAGCAGUCAAGGCAGUGGACCGGCAACACCCCGAAACAAGGUCCCGGCCACGCCGGAGACUCACUCGGAUGCUGAGAGAGAGGCAGGCGACGAGGAGAGGCCGAAACUCAGCACCAGUGCUGCCCGUAGGAUGAGGCGCAAGCGCGCCGCAGAGCGAGCCGCCCUUGCGGCGGUGGAGUGCUCACACCCCUUGCCAAUGCUCGAGCGUGUGCCUGUUUCAGCCGGCCGCCUCCAGAAGGCCACAAAGGCCACAUACGACUCCAUCUUGGAUCGCUGCGACAGUCUCAGAUCCAAACUGGCCAGCGGAAUCGCUGACGAAGUUCAGGAAGCACUGGCCACCAUCCAGGGUCACGUGUGGCAGCUGGCGCAGCAUGCAACGGGUUGCCGGCUCGUGCAGCUCGCGCUGGAGGCCGAUCAGUACACCGCAGCCCUCCUUUCCCGCGAGUUGCACGGACAUGUGCAAGAGGCGGCUAUCUCACCCCAUGCGAACUACGUGAUCCAGAAAGUUGUCUCCACGCUGACCUUUGCCAACUGCAGCUUUGUGGCUAGGGAGCUCUUCGGCUCCUGCGGCCGGCUGGCCCGGCACCGGUACGCCUGCCGGAUCUUCUGUCGGCUCCUGGAGUUCUGCAGCAGCCGAGAUUUGACACUUCAGCUCAUGGACGAAUUGUUGCUCGACACCGAGGACUUGUGCCGCCACAACUUUGGACAUCACGUCGUGCAGUCCGUCCUGGAGCAUGGCCACGAGAGGCACCGCAAGAUCGUCGCCAAAGUUCUCGGUCGGGACCUCCUGGGUUUCGCCAAGCACCGCAACGCCAGCUACCUAGUCGAAAAGGCGAUGUGGUACUGUGCGCCGGAGGAUCAGGCACUCCUUCUUCAGCAGCUGGGCCGGACGGAUGUGAUCGUGGACCUGGCAAGGUCGCAGUUCGGCUGCUACGUGGCAAAGUCUCUCCUGCACGACGACCGGGUCGAUGCGCGAGAAGCGCUAUCCAGGAUCCAGGCCUCCUCCAUCGACUUGCAGAGGACGCGUCAUGGACAGCGUUUGUUGGUCGAGAUGGGCUUAGCAGAUGACGCCACUUGCUGA